AUGCUGAAUGUUUCUCCGACCACGCUGCUCGGGCGAAGACGCACGACGACGCACCAAGUGUGGGUUCGGUGGGCGAGCCAAAUUUCUCGCGGAGCGGCGGCAAGGUUUAGCGGUGAACUGUACAAGGCUGAGCGAAACCAAUGAGGGGAGUUAGACGGGCGUGUAGUCUAGUGAUGGUGAUGGGAGUGGGGGGGGGGGCGCAGAAUACGUCGGGGGGGGGCUCCGCAGAAUACGUCAGUCGUUCACGGUGAAAGAAUCGUCUUGGUGCUGGCACGGGGUGGGGCAGCUCCAGCAGAUGACGCCCACGCGUCAUCUCCGAACCUCAGCAUGUACUCGACAUGUCGUGAUGAAUAAAUGCAGCGUCGCAUCUUGCUCUCGCCUUCCUUUGUAGGAAGGUGCGUGCCGUGCUGUUUGCAGCAGGAACCCCUCUUUCGUAGUUUUCUCCUCUUUUUUCCUGAGGCGCCGUCGGUAUGUAUUAGUAACACGGCAAACGGGGACCCCGCAAUUGAUUGUAAUGCUCUUCCGAUUGAAGUAUGUGGUUGGUAGCUCACACAUGAGCCACAGCAGCGUGUGUUGCUUCGGGGAUGAACCCGAACGUGGUGCAAGCCCGAUGCUAAUAAUGCUGAUGC
This is a messenger RNA of Ectocarpus siliculosus, 629 nucleotides long. The record is from the annotation of a GenBank genome assembly. Lineage: Eukaryota; Phaeophyceae; Ectocarpales; Ectocarpaceae.